AAGUGUAAGUACCUAUCUAUUUUCACUUCGUGCCAACAAGCCGCUUUAUAACUCGAAAGUUUUAGACUUUUGAGUUAAAUAAUAGUUCCCUUUGCCUUGCCCUUCGGGAAAAUGAAAAGAAAAAAAAUAUCGAUUUUAAAAUUAUCGAUAGUUUGGCAAAUCUAGUACAAGCCAGGGUCAGCUAUGGUAUAAAUCAGCCCCUAAAAACUCCCAAAUUCAAUUCAUCGAUAUAUCAUAUUAAUGUAAAGGCAGAUAUUUUUAUUUUUCUAAAGAAGUUCAUCAAUUUUGAAUUGGAAUUCUGUAAUUUUGCUAUAAUAAAUAGACUAAACUAGCGAAGAAAUUUUGAAAUUUUCCUACUAUUGCAAAUUUAGCGCCAUCUAGCGUCUCUAUAGGAAACUUUUUCAAUAAGUAGGGAUAGUAAAUAGUAGGGAUAUGACAUGACCAUAUAAUAGAUGGCGCCAGAUUUUUUAUUGUGAACAUUUUUAAUUAUUUUAACUACUACUAGAUGACGCUGUAGAAUUUUAGAACGCGGUAUCGAGAUGUGUUCACAAGUCAUACUAAUGCAAUAGGAAUUUUCUAAAGUGCAUCCAUCUGUCGCAUGUCGGUCUGGGUACCAGCACCGCCAUGAACUAAAUCAAUUGAGUGCUUGUCUUGGGCCGGCAAAUUUUGGGACGGGACAUUGGAGUUUUAUCCAGUGCCCUGUAAAAUAAUUAAGCUCUGAAAUAUAGGUGCACUUCAGAUUACUAUUACUGAUCAGUGGUUACAGGCACCAAUUGUCAAAAUACAACUCGCAGUAAUAUUUGGAGUUCAAAAGUGGAUUUCAUGAUGUUAGACGUGUUACCUUACCAGAGACCAUUAGAUGACAUACUCAAAUAAGUGGUUUCGUAAAGAAAUAAAUGGUAUUUUUUGUUUUUUUACUUACAAAUACACUAGGGCCAGUUGAACCUUUUGUUGGGCGGUGUUAUUGAUGUGGUGGCAGGUGUGCUCGUGUCAGGCACGGCGUUAUAAUUUACAAAGGCCACCGUCACAAAGUUGUACAUGUUUCUCAGUACUCUUUUGUUUAGUUUGAGGCGGAAGAAGACAAUAGUUGUAGAAAAAUGAACAAUAUGGCAAUAAAAUCGCGUCGUGUCAAAAAAAAGUUCACUGAUUUCCAUUAUGGGUAGCAUUAGAGAGAUGCUUGAAUUCUGUAAUUUUACUAAACAUAGACUAGGUACCUCCUAAAUGAACUCAACUAGUUAAAUAUAAUAUGUAUUUUGAAAGAUCGGUUUUUUGCAUUUCAAGUCUAUUACAGAUCUUGUCAUAACACAUAACCUAACCUCACGACUAUAUUCCCAAGUAGGGUAGUCAGACAGAAGUUCAUAGCAUGAUGAACUUGGUGCCUACGCUUCACCAAACUUCUUAUUUUAGAUGAUCUACCCAAAUAAUUGGAAUCUUAAAAAAAUAAAAUGUAUCUGUUACUGUAAAAGUUCGAACUACGGUAAAUCUUAAGAUUUAAGUGUAAGUCUUAGGAUUUACCGAUAUGAGUAUAUUAUACUCAUAUCGAUAUGAGUAUUUUACCAUUCGAAUUCAGUAUAUGCUAGGUUUUACCACUGUCAGCUGGUACUACCAGAGGCAUCAAAUGGAUCGACACCUGAAUUCAAAUGGUUGUUACGUUCAUCGUCUAUUUCUUCUUCACUAUCUGUAGUUUCUUCGCUUGAUUUUAUGUUCCUCGUUUCUUCAUAAAAAAGAUCUGUCACCUUUAAGUAAUUCGAGCCAUUAUCAGUCGUAACAGAGUAGAGAUUGCUUAAAUUGAUAUGAAAACCUCCAAGAAUUUCCUGUCGGAAAAAUCAUGAACGUUUUAGUUUUUUUAUUAUUAUUUUUAGUUUCAUACUUUAGUAAUGGAAAAUGCCACUUGAUAUCAUCUCGGAAUCAUAGUUUGAAUUAUGCUUCAAAGUUUUUGUUACGGUGUCUUAGUGACACCCUGGAGAUAUACUUAAAUGAAAAAUAUAAAAAAAACACAUUUAGAAAAAUAGUGGUUUAUUAAUAUUACUUAAUUAUUUCGUAAUAAUCAUUUCUUGAACGCUUUAAUGACACUUUCUAUAGCUUCUAAAAAAGAUGGAAGCUGCUCUUCGUUAAUCUCCCUCACCGCCCACAUGAAAAGAAGAUUAUCAAUUUGCCCUAGUACCUACCUAUUUCUUUACACACCUAUACCUACUAGUUAUCAAAUACCUAAUUGUAUUGUACCGAUAUUGAAUAACAUUAAUAUUAUUAAUGUGCCAAUAUAAUUAUUUUUUUCAAAAGUUAGUUGAAUCACACCGGGAUUUAUUGCAAUCGAAUGUUUAGUAUUAUAAAGUAUUAUUAGUACCUAAUGUCUUGCUUGUAUGAUGUUCUAUCUCUGUCACUUGUCAGGUGAACCUUUUGUUAAGUGAAAAGUUGUAAUAUUUGAACAAAACCUAAUAUUCUUAGUAUUUUUUCUUUUGUUUAGGCGGAAGAGGACAAUAGUAUAAUAAACAAUGUGGCAAUAAAAUCACUUAACCUCUUAACAAUAUUUAAACAAUGGGUUUUUGAUUUUAAAAGAACAUUUGGUCUUACGACUUUCAUGUCAAAAUUAAGUUCACGGAUUUCCAGGAAGUUUAACAAUAGGCGGUGACUACAAAUGUUUUUUUGUGCCGGUGCACCGUCGUCGGUGCGGUGGCGGGGGUGUGCGGCGUACUUGCAGUCGGCCAGUCAGUGGCAGUCACUCUUCUCUCAGCUUUUCUAGACAGCGGUCGUUCCCUUGUUUCGAAAUGGCUCGUAGAUUGAGUGACGUGGAAAGAGAUUUAGAGCAUAUGUUCUUUUCAGAUGGCGAGGAGAGAUUCUCCGAUGCCAGUGUUGCUGGUGAGCAUCACCUAUCGGCCAGCUCGGAUUCCGAGACCGAUGACGACGGUGUGGAUCCGGCCAACAACAGCGGAGAUGAAGACGACGAGUAGGCCGACGAACGGGAGCAGCCACACUUGGACUUCACCGCAACGCCCGUAGUCAACGCUGGCACAGCUGAGUCACCCUUUGAUUAUUUUAAUUUAUUUUUUAAUCUUAGUUUCUGGCAGACCUUGGUGGCAAGUGUGAACACCCAUGCCAUUCAAGUUCUGCUUGAAGCAAAUUCUGAAAAUGCGAGGAUUAAUCGCUGGAAGGACACCAAUGUUGCAGAAAUGCAAAUCUUUAUGGGUUUGUUAUUUCACAUGGGUCACAUUAGAUUACCGCGAAUAAAUGAUUACUGGCGCCGCGAUAUUUUAUUUAACUUUUCAUUUAGACGUUUUAUGAGCCGGGAUAGAUUUUUAUUAAUACUUAGGAAUUUGUGUUUUUCAUCUCCUGGUAAUAUUAGUCAAAAUUCUAUAAUUCGUCACACUAAACCAAUCAUUGAUUUUUUUAAUAAUUUGAUGGCAACAUUGGUGACUCCGGGGAGAAAUUUGACCAUUGACGAAACGUUAGUAUUAUGGCGAGGACGUCUUUCAAUCAAGCAGCACAUCAAGGGCAAACGGCAUAAGUUCGGUAUCAAAUUGUAUGUGCUGGCUGAUUCAAAAGGCACUUGCCAGAAAAUUAUAAUGUACACUGGGGCUGCGGACCCAGCAGUGGGUGGUAGUGGCCAUACAGACAAAGUAGUGAAGUCAUUGAUGGAAAAAUAUUUCGAUCAAGGGUAUUCGCUAUAUAUGGAUAACUUUUAUAAUAGUGUAGGUCUUGCUGAAUAUCUCCUUGCUCGUAAAACGUACUGUACUGGUACUUUGAGAGCCAGGAGAUUACGCAAUCCACCUCAUAUUAAAGCACGAGUGGCUAGGGGUAGCUGUCUUUAUAAAUUUAAUAGACGCGGGGUGUGCGUUGCAAAUUUUAAAGAUAAGCGGACAGUUUUAUCCAUUUCAACGCAAUAUAGCGGAUCUUUAGUUGAAACGUCCAAUAGACGGGGUAAUGUUGUAAGAAAACCAGAGAUGGUUGUACAUUACAACAGGAAUAUGAAAGGAGUCGAUUUCAAAGAUCAGCUGCUUUCAUAUUAUACAUGUUACCCCAAGACCAUGAGGUGGUAUAAGAAAAUUGUUGUUCACAUUUUCCAAGUAAUGGUCUUAAACGCAUUUUUAACGUAUAAAAUAAACAACCUAAGCGCAACUUUCUAUAGCUUUCGAAUUGAUAUUGUUAGACGUCUUUAAAAUUUACCGUAUCAAGUUAAUGACCGAAACAUACAAACUGACAACAGACAUAUUCGCACAAAUUUAGGAGAAGUAAUACAUCUGCCCUCUGAAUGUCCAAAGGACACCAGAAACAGGAGCAUGAGACGUCGAUGCGCUUUAUGUUGGCGAAAGCAUCAGCUUCGCAAGAUGGUUUAUUUUUAUUGUAAAAAAUGCCCUCAGGAACCAGGAUUAUGUUUAUCGUGUUUUGGAGAAUUCCAUAAUUAUAAAGAGUAAUAUAUUUUAGACCGUUUAAAAAUUUAAAUUACAGUAGUUUUUUUAUCUUGUUGAUUGUUAUGAUAAGCGUUUAAGACCUCUACCUCUUCCGGUUGAUUGACGGGAGGCCUUUGCCCAGCAGUGGGACUAAUAUAGGCUGUUUAUGUUAGUAGUUUCAACAUUUUUCGUGAAUUUAUGUAUGUACGUAAUGAAAUACCAUAGUCUCUGCUUACCCCGGCGAGAAAUAGGCGUGAGUUUAUGUAUGUGUGUGCUCUUUUGAAUUAGCCGUUUAAUUUUUUUCUUUUAAUAUUUUUUCAUACUUACUACUUUGUCUUGUUCAGCAAUGGUGGACUGAUUUGAUUUGUUUUAGAGAUAUAAGUAAUUUUAUAUUUAUAUCUGGUAAUUGUUUUGUACUUUGAUACUACAUAGAUUUCAUUUUCAGGUACCAUGCCGGUAUUUCUUCAAGCAGAAGUAGAUUUAGUUUAAUUUAAGAAUUAAUGUCAUUGUUGUACAUAUACUUUUUUUUUUCAUUGUAAACAAAUGAUUACUUAUUUUGUUGAUUUUCUUAUUUUUAGUUUACCUAGUAAAGUUUGAUUUUUCGUAU
Molecule: messenger RNA, 4992 nt
Organism: Pectinophora gossypiella (pink bollworm)
Lineage: Eukaryota; Metazoa; Arthropoda; Insecta; Lepidoptera; Gelechiidae
Product: piggyBac transposable element-derived protein 4-like
Exons: 2
Coding region: 3168-4154 (328 amino acids)
Source: RefSeq, a predicted model, not a curated record